Messenger RNA from Osmia bicornis bicornis, 3069 nucleotides. It is a transcript of the gene Sec3, whose product is annotated as exocyst complex component 1. Gene Ontology annotation, cellular component: plasma membrane; exocyst. Gene Ontology annotation, biological process: Golgi to plasma membrane transport; exocytosis. The record is from RefSeq and is a predicted model, not a curated record. Bases 389 to 2968 code for a protein of 859 amino acids. NCBI's taxonomy places the organism in Eukaryota, Metazoa, Arthropoda, Insecta, Hymenoptera, Megachilidae. The transcript is spliced from 11 exons. Gene Ontology annotation, molecular function: phosphatidylinositol-4,5-bisphosphate binding.
AUACAUACAAGCGAGGUUCGCAACAGGAGCUUGGAGGGCCUGCGGUGACCUAAGAAAGUGUAAGAAAGUACUAGAAGGCUAAAAUUUUAUUUGACAAAUAUUUAUGAAGGAUUAAAAUUGAUAGAUGUUAUUAUUAAUGUAACAUUAAAGUGCUUGUAUUAGUUUAAAAUUAAUAAUAGAAUUAAAAACGAAAAUUUGAAAUUAAGAUAUAUUAACCUACUAGAUACUGAGAAAUUGUUGACCAGAGUUUGAAAUUAUACAGUUUUAUAAUUUUGUAUAUGAAGUAACAUUUAUUUUUAUAGACUUUUUAAAAUUAAUUCAUUAAUGUACGACAGUAAUAAAACAGUGAUGGUUUUAUAUUAGCCAUAAUUGAACUAUAACUACAAUUAUGGCAGCGAUAAGACAUACAUUACAAAGAGAAGUAUUCACACCUAGUGAUGAGAAAUUAUUAAGUAUAUGCUAUGUUAGUAAGGCAUAUAAAAAGAAAAAAACCAGCUUCUUGUGUUUAACUACAACAACAGAUACACCUUCAGCUUUACUUUUGUAUCAAGUAAAGAAAAAUGACAAAAAUGUAUUUAAAAAGAAACAGUCAUGGUCAUUAAAUGAUAUUCAAACUGUAGAUGGAGUUAAAAAUGAUUCUAUGGAUAUAGAAUUUCAUAUAGAUAAAAUAUAUAAAUGGGCUGCAACAACAGCGCAAGAGCGCAAAACAUUUUUAAGCAAUUUAUAUACUUACUCUUGUAAUUUAGCACAAAGACCUCAAUUUAAAAAUAUCCCAAAAGAAUGGCUUAUAGAUCCCAGUUCUUUGAAAGAAAGCGACAGUAUUACUUUCACACCAGAACUUCUUACAUCACCUAUUUCAUCCGAUUACCAACCAAUUACUGAAAAGGAAGCUAUUGAUUUGAAACAAAUGAUGGAAAACUGCAAAUAUGCUGUCUCUAAUGCUGAAUUAUUUAUGGAAAAUCUAUCUAAGGAUCUCUCAAUUCUAGAUGGGGAAAAUGUACAAUCAGUUUUGGCAUCGGAAACACGUGUAACUCAGCUGAUGAAUAGUAUAGAAGAAGCAAUAAUUGAAGCUUCAGUUGCUGAAGCUCGUCUUGCAACUUAUGAUGAAGCACUUGGAAGAAUCAGAGAGGUUAUGGCUCGUGUGGGCCAAAAAAAUCAAGCUAUCCAUACAGCUAACAGUAAUGCCAGACUUCUGUUAGAUCAAUUAAACACAGUAAUUUUACAACUAGAUAUUUUACCAACUCAUCAGCAUACUUUAAGUGAAGCUGAGCUUCCAGGAGACAAAGAAGAACUUAGUGAGGCAGGUGCUGUUCUUUUAAAAGCAGUAACUGCUUCUUUGCCACCAGGACUGGACAAAUUGAGUGCAGUCACCGAACAAAGAAGACGACUUGAUAAACUCAGAGCAAAAUUUUCCAUAAUUGUGGCCAGACAUCUAAAUAAUCUCUUCAUACAUUUGGGUAACGAUGUUGGGGAUAUGUCAAUGUCAAUAACUGAUUUAAUUCUUCCAACACAUCAAACAGUUCAUCAGGAACUUGAACCAUAUACUGAAUUGAUGCAGUUACUAAGAGCAUUAGAUAAUAAGGCUUUUGUGCAGUUAACCAAAGUUUAUACAGAUACAAUGAGUAAGUUGUACAAAAGAGAUUUAAAACGAUUUUUUGAAGAAGCAAAAAAUAAACUUAUUUGUAAACGUUUCCAAGCAAGCACAUCAAAAUCUAGUGGUCAAAAAACAGAAGAUUUAUUGAACCCAGCACCUAUUUGUCUAUUGAGUGGUGAAACAUGGGCACCUGUAGGAGAAGGAAAUCUUUUGGAUUCAGUUUUAGAUUGUAUGCUUUCGCAAAUGCAACCAGUUUGUCUUGCAGAACAAGCUUUCUGUAUUUUAUUCUUGCAAUUAGAUUCUGUUCUUUCCCCAUCAAAAAGCAGUGAAAUAGAAGAAACAGAUAAUAUUAGUAACGGAGCAGCAAGUCCUGAAUCAGUAACAUCUACUGCCAGUAAACGAUUAGAACGACAAGUUAACGAAGAAGUGCGUGCUACAAUGGCAGCCAUAUUUCCAUCAUUGGAAACUGAAUUAAAUAAUUUUAUCAAUUUUCUGGACAAAAUUGAUAGUUUUUGGUGUAUGUAUGUCUUAGUACGUUUAUCACAACAUGUUAUGUCAGCACAAGAUACUGGCUCUUUUUUAUCUAUGACGUUCGCUUCUGCUUUAAUUCAAGUUAAAAGAGCGUUUGACAAAUUCAUGCAAGCACAAUUACAAUCAAUUCUAUGUGAUACAAAAGUUAAUCGUAGAAAUAAAUGUGGUAUAUUGCCAUAUGUAGAAAAUUUUGAGCCAUUUGCAAGAACAGCAGAAAAGAUUUUCAAGAAUUCAGACAGAAAAGUUGACCUUGAAAAAUGGUAUACAAAAUUAGUGAGUACGAUGUUUGAAGCUAUUGUAAUUCACAGUAGAGAUCAUCAUAAAACUCCACAAGAAGUUAUUAAAAUGGAAAAUUUUCAUCAUCUGUAUGACCUUCUAUCACAAUUAAAAAUAUCUGUUCUUGAUCAUGAAAGGAAAGAAGCAAAACAAAAGUAUCAAGAUGCUCUACGUGCAUAUGUCACACAAUAUUUUGGAAGACCUCUAGAAAAACUUAAUCUAUUCUUUGAAGGUGUACAAGCUAAAGUUGGUGCUGGAGUUAAAGAAUCUGAAGUUAGUUAUCAAAUGGCUUUUAGUAAACAAGAGCUUAGGCGUGUAGUAAAAGAAUAUCCUGCUCGGGAAGUUAAAAAGGGUUUGGAAAAUUUGUACAGAAAAGUUGAGAAACAUCUGUGUGAAGAAGAAAACUUAUUACAGGUUGUUUGGCGUGAAAUGCAAGGUGAAUUUAUUGCACAGUAUAUAUACAUUGAAGAAUUAAUUCAACGAUGUUAUCCAGACAGUAUGGUAACACUUGAAUUUACUAUACAGGACAUUCUCGAAUUUUUUUCGGAAAUAGCGCGAUCGCAUUAAAAAAUUCAUUAUUUAAAAACUCUACCGUAAAUAAGUGCGUAAUGUAUUUUAAUAGUUCAAAUGAAAUGUAACAGUAAUAAAAUAAUGCAAUUUCUUCACAA